Dacryopinax primogenitus is the source of this 890-nucleotide messenger RNA. Its product is annotated as NADP-binding protein. NCBI's taxonomy places the organism in Eukaryota, Fungi, Basidiomycota, Dacrymycetes, Dacrymycetales, Dacrymycetaceae. The record is from RefSeq and is a predicted model, not a curated record. Gene Ontology annotation, molecular function: oxidoreductase activity. The transcript is spliced from 3 exons. Bases 34 to 774 code for a protein of 246 amino acids.
GCAAACGCGAGUCCUAUCAACCCAACUUCUCACAUGCAGCCCUCAGUAUACUUAAUAUCCGGUGCCAAUCGUGGCAUAGGUCUUGAACUGGUUAACCAGCUCAUAACGCGCCCUGACACUAUAGUCUUCGCCUGUGCACGGAAUCCACCCUCCGCCACGGCUCUGCAUGAUCUCGCAGCCAAACACACGGGAAGGCUGCAUAUUCUCAAGCUGAAUUCGGCCGACCGAGGGGACAACGAUGGUUCCUUUGCCGAGGUCGAGCGUAUCGCAGGGAAGCUAGAUGUAUUAAUCGCGAACGCCGGGAUCUGUUCGUGGUUUGGUCCUGGGUUGGAAGUGCCUGAGGAGGUGAUGCUGGACCAUUUUCGGGUGAAUGCCUUGGGUCCGCUUGUCCUCUUCCAGGCUGCUUCCCACCUUCUUCUCCGUUCUGCAAAUCCGAAAUUCGUGCUCAUUUCAUCCGGCGCUGGCUCUAUCAACUCAGGUGCACCUAUGCCAGUGGGAAUGCUCCCCUACGGUGCGAGCAAGGCUGCUGCGAACUAUAUCAUGCGCAAGCUGCACUACGAGCAUCCGGGGCUUUGCGUGGUGGUGAUAAGCCCCGGAGGAGUAGCGACGGACAUGGCGAGAUUUGCGUCUGGGGCAGAUCCUGUCAUGAGGACAGCUGCCAUUAUUGGGGUGGAGAAGAGCGCGAGUGGAUGCUUGAAGAUCGUGGAUGAGGCGAGGAGGGAAGAAGAUGGGCCGAAGAUGAAGAACUACGAUGGAGGUGUGUGGGAAUGGUAGUAUCCCUCCGGGUGACAGGUUCUCGCUUUCUAUUUUGCUUCAAAGGCGUCAGUUGGGAAGCUCCCGUUGAUGAAGAUAAGAUUAGCCGGUUCCGUUCAAACGUGAUUUAUACUAUC